Nicotiana tabacum (common tobacco) is the source of this 975-nucleotide messenger RNA. The record is from RefSeq and is a predicted model, not a curated record. NCBI's taxonomy places the organism in Eukaryota, Viridiplantae, Streptophyta, Magnoliopsida, Solanales, Solanaceae.
AUGGCAAAUGGUAUUGGUAGGUGUUUACGUGAGUGGGGGAUAAAUAAGAUCUUCACUGUCACAGUUGAUAAUUCAAGCUCAAAUGAUGUGACAAUAAAAGAAUUAUCUAAGCAAUUAACAAAAAUGGGAACUAAUUUGAUGAAUGGUACUCACCUUCACGUGAGAUAUAUGGCUCACAUCAUGAAUCUUGUGGUCCAGGAUGGUUUAAAAGAAUCUUCAGUGUCAAUUGAACGCGUUAGGAAUGCAGUGAGAUAUGUUAGGCAGUCUCCUGCGAGGUUGAAGAGGUUUCAAGAAUGUUUUGAUGAUGAACAACUCAAUUGUAAAAAAACUUUAUUCUUGGAUGUUCCAACUAGGUGGAAUUCCACCUACUUAAUGUUGCGUAGGGCUGUUAAAUUUGAAAGUGCAUUUGCACAUUAUGCUUCUAGGGAAAUUGGCUUGAGACAUUAUCUUGAGCAUUCUUAUGUUGAAGUUGAAAUUCCUAUAGUUGCUGUUUAUUUAAAGCAAUUGAUAGCAAAUGAAGAUACAGUUUUAAGUGAAAUGGCAAAGAAGAUGAAAGAAAAGUUUGAUAAAUAUUGGGGUGAUCCAGGAAAAAUGAACAAGAUAAUUUUUAUCUCAUGUAUUUUGGAUCCACGUUACAAGCUCGAAUCAAUUGGCUAUGCACUUGUAAAGAUGUUUGGUGUAGAUCCAGGGACAACUAUACAAGCAGAAUUGACGAAGUACAUGACUUCAUUAUUUAGUGAGUAUAUAAAGUCCAGCUCAAAAGCUGUCGUGCUUGCUUCAUCUUCAGAUUGUUCUUCAUUGGACACAUCCACUUUCGGGCUUUCUGGCACUCAAAUGGCUCGUGAUGUAUUAGCUGUUCCGGUUUCAAGUGUAGCAUCCGAAUGUGCAUUUAGUACGGGAAGACGUCUUCUUGAUUCAUUUAGGAGUUCAUUAACUCCUAAAUUGGUGCAAGCUCUAGUGUGUCUUCAAGAUUGA